This is a messenger RNA of Calypte anna (Anna's hummingbird), 2537 nucleotides long. It is a transcript of the gene SCP2, whose product is annotated as sterol carrier protein 2. The record is from RefSeq and is a predicted model, not a curated record. The coding region runs from base 112 to 1716 and encodes 534 amino acids. Lineage: Eukaryota; Metazoa; Chordata; Aves; Apodiformes; Trochilidae. The transcript has 16 exons. Gene Ontology annotation, molecular function: acyltransferase activity, transferring groups other than amino-acyl groups.
GAGGCGGUGCCCUUCCCUUCCUCCCGCCUUCGACCCGCCCCUCCGCUCCGCUGCCCGCCUGAGGGGGUCUCGGGCGAAGGAGGGGGUGCGCACCCCCUGACCGCCGCCAUCAUGCAGCGCCGGGUGUUCGUGGUGGGCGUUGGGAUGACCAAGUUUGCAAAGCCUAAUGAGAAAAGCCUGGAUUAUCCUGACAUGGCUAAGGAGGCAGGCCAAAAUGCUUUAGCUGAUGCUGGGAUUCCUUAUUCAGCAGUGAAGCAGGCAUGUGUGGGCUAUGUUUAUGGUGACUCAACCUGUGGACAACGGGCUAUCUAUCAUGGUCUGGGGUUAACUGGCAUUCCUAUCAUUAAUGUUAACAACAACUGUGCUACUGGAUCAACUGCUUUGUUCAUGGCCAGACAACUGGUAGAAGGAGGUUUGGCAGAUUGUGUUCUGGCUCUUGGCUUUGAGAGGAUGGCAAAAGGAUCCCUUACUUCAGGUUUUUCAGACAGAACUAACCCAAUGGACAAACAUUUGGAAAUUAUGAUAAAUAAAUAUGGUUUAGCAAGUGCUCCAGUAGCACCUCAGCUGUUUGCAAGUGCUGGCAAAGAACAUAUGGAGAAAUAUGGGACAAAUCCAGAGUACUUUGCAAAAAUUGGAUGGAAGAACCAUAAGCAUUCAACUAACAACCCGUACUCCCAGUUCCAGCAGGAGUACACGUUAGAUGAAGUGCUGCAUUCUCGCAAAGUUUUUGAUUACUUGACUGUCUUACAGUGUUGUCCAACUUCAAAUGGUGCUGCAGCUGCAAUUUUGGCUAGUGAGGAGUUUGUGAAAAGACAUAAGUUACAGCCCAAAGCUGUGGAAAUUCUAGCUCAGGUGAUGGCUACUGACUACCCAAGCACAUUUGAAGAGAACAGUUGUAUGAAGAUGGUUGGCUAUGAUAUGACUAAAAAAGCUGCAGAAAAAUGUUUUGAAAAGGCAGGCCUGAAACCUGCAGAUGUUGAUGUGAUUGAACUCCAUGACUGUUUCUCAGUUAAUGAGUUUAUUACCUAUGAAGCUCUGGGACUCUGUCCAGAAGGAAAAGCAGCUGACCUGAUUGACAGAGGUGACAAUACCUAUGGAGGAAAAUGGGUCAUUAAUCCCAGUGGUGGGUUGAUUUCAAAGGGACAUCCACUUGGUGCUACAGGCCUGGCGCAGUGCGCGGAGCUCUGCUGGCAGCUGCGCGGGCUGGCGGGGAGGCGGCAGGUCCCCGGGGCAAAGGUGGCUUUGCAGCACAACCUGGGCCUCGGCGGGGCCGUGGUGGUCACCAUCUACGCCAUGGGCUUCCCCGGAACCGGCAGUGCUGGCCGUGUUGCAGCUGUGCCUCUCAGCGCAGCUGUCGAUGGAUUUAAGUCACAGUUGGUCUUCAAGGAGAUUGAAAAGAAGCUCCAAGAGGAAGGAGAACAAUACGUCAAGAAAAUUGGUGGAGUCUUUGCCUUCAAAAUAAAAGAUGGUCCUGGUGGAAAAGAAGCAACUUGGGUAGUAGAUGUGAAAAAUGGUAAAGGCUCUGUGGCAGUUAAUUCAGACAAGAAGGCAGAUUGUACAAUUACAAUGGCUGACACUGAUCUGUUAGCUCUCAUGACUGGCAAAAUGAAUCCUCAGACAGCAUUCUUUCAAGGCAAAUUGAAGAUUGCUGGGAACAUGGGCAUGGCAAUGAAACUUCAGAGUCUACAGCUUCAGCCAGGCAAAGCUAAACUUUGAGCUCUUUAGAGUAAACAGUCAGUAUGUGAUAUUCCUAGCAGAGAAAGUAGAAUGAAAUUAGGCAUUAUCAAUAAUAUGGUACAUGAUGGGUUAGAUUGGACCUCUCUCACCUAAAUUCUGUGGUUAGAGACCUUAAUUCUUUUAGUAUAUUACAUCAGUUUGUCUGUGGCAAAGAUUUUUAGGCUAAGCUUGAGGCACUAACUCUUACAAAUGGUAUAUGAUGGGUUAUUUGUGACAAUUUUUGUUUCAAUCAAUAUAAAAAUUUUUAUAAAACUUUAGAGUUGAAUGAGGCUGCUUACUUUUGUUCAGGUUAAUUGGGAAGAGAGUGACAAAGAUUAUAAAUAGAUUGACAUAUCAAUUGAAUAAGUUGCAUUUUUUUAAAAGCUGUAACAGCAGGCCAUAUAUAAAUGCUUUCAGACUUCUAACAGAUUUGUUGCUGGUUAAAUUAAAAUGGUCUUAUAAAGGGGAUCUCUUAACAUUUGUUUAGAAUAGGUUUUAGGAAUUUGCUAUAAAAUACUUUUGUUACUGCUACUACUACUUUGGAAUUAAAAAAAUAAACAAAAUAUUCAGAAGUGAGUAGGAAUUAGGAUGUUGCUUUGGGAUUCAUAGUAUUUGGUAAUACUUCACCUUGAAAAAAAGAUUAGGUUCUCCAGGAGAGCAAAGAGGGAGUCUAACCAAUAUUUUACCUUUUUUUCUCCUGAGAAAAUCUGGUGUUGAUCAUUAUGAAAUUCUUAUCAGUAAUAUAAAAGCUUUAACUUCUGUUUUUGGAAAAUGUACUCUGGUUGGGAGUUUAAUAGAAAAUUAAAUAUACUUUUCCUGUU